Antechinus flavipes (yellow-footed antechinus) is the source of this 1621-nucleotide messenger RNA. RefSeq names its product tyrosine 3-monooxygenase/tryptophan 5-monooxygenase activation protein eta (gene YWHAH). The record is from RefSeq and is a predicted model, not a curated record. Lineage: Eukaryota; Metazoa; Chordata; Mammalia; Dasyuromorphia; Dasyuridae. Gene Ontology annotation, biological process: signal transduction. Gene Ontology annotation, cellular component: cytoplasm. The coding region runs from base 45 to 788 and encodes 247 amino acids. The transcript has 2 exons.
CGGCAGCAGCGGGAGCGGCCGGAGCAGGCGGCGGCAGCGGCAGCAUGGGCGACCGGGAGCAGCUGCUGCAGCGCGCGCGGCUAGCCGAGCAGGCGGAGCGCUACGACGACAUGGCCUCCGCCAUGAAGGCGGUGACUGAGCUCAACGAGCCGCUCUCCAACGAGGACCGGAACCUGCUCUCGGUGGCCUACAAGAACGUGGUCGGGGCCCGGCGCUCCUCCUGGCGCGUCAUCAGCAGCAUCGAGCAGAAGACGAUGGCCGACGGCAACGAGAAGAAGCUGGAGAAGGUGAAGGCCUACCGCGAGAAGAUCGAGAAGGAGCUGGAGACGGUCUGCAACGACGUGCUGGCCCUGCUGGACAAGUUCCUCAUCAAGAACUGCAACGACUUCCAGUACGAGAGCAAGGUCUUCUACCUGAAGAUGAAGGGCGACUACUACCGCUACCUGGCCGAGGUGGCCGCCGGCGAGAAGAAGAGCAGCGUGGUGGAGUCCUCCGAGGCCGCCUACAAGGAGGCCUUCGAGAUCAGCAAGGAGCACAUGCAGCCCACCCACCCCAUCCGGCUGGGGCUGGCCCUCAACUUCUCCGUCUUCUACUACGAGAUCCAGAACGCCCCCGAGCAGGCCUGUCUCCUGGCCAAGCAGGCCUUCGACGACGCCAUCGCCGAGCUGGACACCCUCAACGAGGAUUCCUAUAAGGACUCCACGCUCAUCAUGCAGCUGCUGCGGGACAACCUCACCCUCUGGACGAGCGACCAACAGGACGAGGAGGCCGGGGAAGGCAACAACUGAGCGCGCCCCGCGACCCACGGCCCCCGCCCCGCCCCAAGCCGUCCCCAUCGUUGUCACCGACACCUCCCCUGCCCGCCACGGUCCCUCGGUAUCUAGUGCUAAACCUAUCUGUAUUGUCCGCACAGCGACUCCAAGCCGCCGCCCUCCCACGAAUCCGGAAGCAGCCCCAGACAAGGCUUCACGGGCAUUGCUGGAUGGAUGGAUGGUGGGAGCCCGCGGGGCCCCUCCCCUCGGGCUCUCGAACGGACGUGCUCCUGCUGAGCUGGGAAUCCCGGCCAAGGGAGGCAAGCGAGGAAGAGAACGGAAGGAGAACGAGUCUGCGCCGAUCUCCACGGUGUGUCCCAUUUCAGCCGAGCUAAUAGUGUUUUGUUGAGCAGUCUGUCACCUGCAUGCGGAUUACGUUGCCCCUCCCCCCACCACUGUCUCUCCGCCAACGGGAAACAGGUACAGGAAGCUGAUGCGCCAAGAGACGAGCCGACCCUCCAUCAGCUUACGAUGAACUGUCGCAAACGUGAGGUUUCAGUAAUGCCUUGUUUUCGCCUCUUUAAAUUAUGUGCACAAACCUUGUUUUCAAUGCAAUGCCUCUAAAAGUUUUGAUACUUGUAACUUUUGUUUUUGGUUGCGAUUGUUCAAGAAUCAUGGAUUUAUUAUUAUUAUUAUUAUAUUUUUUUUUUGGUAACUCUUUGGCCGUUGUCCCUGUGUAUUCUGACAGCGAGUGCCAUGUGUCAGCCCAUGUCGAUCAAGGUGGAUGAUUGUGAAACACCAGACUUCUAAAAUCAAUGUUUUGGAAUUCAGUGGAUAAAAUAAAUGCUGCUUUGGGGAUAUUAUCGCUA